CGCCCUGGCUCCGCCCUAUCCAGCGUCACCAACCUUCACUUGUUUACCUGAAUUUCGCCACUGAGGGCCCGAGCAGUGCUGUCACAAGGUUUCUGCUAUGGGGGAUGGAUGUUCUGCAAUGGCAAUGAGUCUUGCUGGGAUGUUUUCUUUUAGACUCUGGUCCCUUGCCCUGAACAGCCAGUCGAUGCCCAAUGAUUUGACUACGCCCCAUUUUGCUGCACCCCGUAUUGUCCAUUCCCAUUUGCACGCCGUCCAUCACUAGCCCUCCCGUCAGUCGUGCUUUAGAUGGCAUGGCCCGCUUGCCGUGCCGGGCCCGGGAGUACGUGCUUGCUCGGGUCUUGGUCUUGUCUCUGACUCCUUUUGACUCACUCCCCUGAACUCGACGGAAUUCCUUGGGUCCCCCCAUAUCGAAGGCUACCUAGCGUGCGAGAUGCCUUGCGCUUUGCCAGGUAACCCUUGUCCUCCAGGCAGUGAGGUCUUGGGCUAAAUCCACUUACAAAUGAUCGAGUACGUACUAUCAUUUCUCAUCACCAAGCUUCAAAUACAUAUAGACCCCCUUCCUCCUAUGCCAUUCCCUUUUUCAUUCCCACCAAACACUCACAAUACAAAGCCUUGAAAGAACAGACUAGAUUGUCUUUUCAGCCAUCAACCAUUUCAAUAAACAUCUACAACACAACUCUCACCCAACAACAACUACCCCCUACAAACAACACAACCGCAACCAUGAGCUCCCCUUACACUGUCCAAAUCCACCAGAGCACCAAGGAGCCUUCCAUCUCCAGCUCUUACAGCUACUCUUCUGGUUCGUACAGCUCUUCAACCAGCACAACGCCUCGAUCUCUUUCCCCUGGCGAUUACCGCGAGUACGGUGCUGACAAGCACACUACACAAGUCGCCAGCUCUGGUCGAAACUUGGUCAUCAACCACAACAAAGUCUCGUACGAGAAAGAUUCGCCGGCACCAAAAUAUUCUGGCGCAUAUACGAGGAUCUAAACAACACUUGGCCACGGCCAUAUUUUCGAUUUCCUAUGUUUCAUCGAUUUCGAACAGCGACAUGUAACGGAUAUGGGAUAUACAACAUAGACAGGCGUUUUGACAUUUGGAGAUAUGAGGCAAGAUUGAGCGCAGCAUGGCGAUGUAUUAUGGGUUAGAGAGCAUGGGUUGUACAACGAUAACCAAGAUUGAUAGACACUGAGACGGGUUGGAUUGAGCCGAGACUGUUUUUCUUUUCCCUUUCUUUCUGCUUGUAUCAUUCUUUGUACUUUUACUAUUCGAGCGUCGGACACCUUGCGGUCCGCGCUGAACUUUUUAGAAGGGCCAAAUCUCCCGUCUUGACCUCUUACAAGUCGAGAUGGCUGGAUGAGAUGUGAGACGGCCCGCCGGACUGGUCCGAUUAUAGCGACCUAAAUUGGAGACCAUGGAAGAAAAUUUCCAACACACCAUUCAGCUGUUUCAGCUCCUUUCUAAUUUCAUCUGUGCUUUUUCCUUGA
Messenger RNA from Fusarium odoratissimum NRRL 54006, 1490 nucleotides. RefSeq lists its product as uncharacterized. The transcript has 2 exons. Lineage: Eukaryota; Fungi; Ascomycota; Sordariomycetes; Hypocreales; Nectriaceae. The record is from RefSeq and is a predicted model, not a curated record. The coding region runs from base 724 to 993 and encodes 89 amino acids.